Messenger RNA from Knipowitschia caucasica, 1266 nucleotides. The record is from the annotation of a GenBank genome assembly. Lineage: Eukaryota; Metazoa; Chordata; Actinopteri; Gobiiformes; Gobiidae.
AUGGUCAAAGACAGAUCUGGUAUGAAUUACGGAGAUCCAGACUCAGACCAGUCCUCAGACCAGGACCAAGAGCUGGGAGCUGGACCCAGUGCUCUGUUUGGGGAGGAUGAGUUAAGAGCAUCCUGUGCCAAAGAAAUGGCGUUGCUCGCUCUCAUGGAGAAAACUGGCUACAACAUGGUCCAAGAGAACGGCCAGCGGAAGUAUGGGGGCCCUCCGCCAGGUUGGGAAGGGCCCCCGCCGCCUCGAGGCUGUGAGGUGUUUGUGGGGAAGAUUCCAAGGGACAUGUACGAGGAUGAGCUGGUGCCACUGUUCGAACAAGCAGGUUGCAUCUACGAGUUCAGACUCAUGAUGGAGUUCAGUGGAGAGAACCGUGGCUAUGCCUUCGUCAUGUACACCAACAGAGAGGCGGCACAGAGGGCCAUUCAGAUGUUGGAUAACCACGAGAUCAGACCAAGGAAGUACAUUGGUGUCUGUGUCAGUCUGGACAACUGCAGACUCUUCAUCGGCUCCAUCCCCAAAGACAAGAAGAAGGACGAGAUCCUAGAUGAGAUGAAAAAGGUGACCGAUGGCGUCGUGGAUGUCAUUGUGUAUCCCAGCUCUACGGAUAAAACCAAAAACAGAGGCUUUGCUUUUGUGGAAUACGAGUCACACAAGGCUGCUGCCAUGGCCCGGAGAAAACUCAUCCCAGGUACGUUCCAGCUGUGGGGCCACUCCAUCCAGGUGGAUUGGGCCGAACCAGAGAAGGACGUGGACGAGGAGGUGAUGCAGCGAGUCAGAGUGCUCUAUGUGCGUAACCUUAUGCUGAGCACAACUGAGGAAACGCUGCAGCAGGAGUUCUCCAGGUUCAAACCCGGCAGCGUGGAACGGGUCAAAAAGCUCACAGACUACGCCUUUGUGCACUACUGUAACCGUGACGAUGCCCUGACCGCUCUGGGCCUGAUGAACGGCAUGGUCAUCGACGGAGCUGCCGUGGAGGUGUCACUGGCCAAACCAGCCAACGUGAACCGAGAAGGCGGGGUUAACUCUGUGGCAGGCGGGAGCGGCCCCAGGAAGUACCACAACAGGGGUUAUCUGGGCAACAGUAACCACAGCAGCAUCAUGGGCGGUGACAUGAGAGCUGGAGCAGGGGAUGCUGCAGGAGGAGGGUUUCUGAUGCACAGGAACUGCAGCGGGGACGGACCAAUCCAAGACCUGACCUGCAGACAGGGAGAGCACUUCCUCUCGGAUCAGACAGGCCGCGCUAAUAUGGAGGUGCUCCUGACGUAA